CUUUUGCGUACUCCUUGGAUCCAGCAGCUAUUUUUCCGGAGUAUUUUCGAAAAGGGAAAAUCCUCUGCUAUGGAUGGAGCGAUACUGGAUCAGUGGUUCAUACUAUCUCAUCAGACUACAAAGGCUGUCUUCGUCUGAACACUAUAGCAAACGGCCAGGUGACUUAUUCAACCAGCAAAUCUUUGAUUUACCCUAUUGGAACCACUGCAACUCUUGUUUGUGACGAAGGUUACAAGAGUGGUGGACAAAGUGCUGUAUUGUGCGUAAAAUCUGGAUGGUAUCCCGCCAGUGGUCUUGGGUAUUGCGUGCGUCAAAAUG
Molecule: messenger RNA, 318 nt
Organism: Strongylus vulgaris
Lineage: Eukaryota; Metazoa; Nematoda; Chromadorea; Rhabditida; Strongylidae
Source: the annotation of a GenBank genome assembly